UUACUAAAAUGUUCUGCCCGCGGUGGGGAAAAAAACGCAGUAAAUCUACAUCUAAAUCAACUAAAGCUGGAGUUUUAUUUCCAGUUGGACGUUUCCAUCGUUACUUAAGAAAUGGAACGCAUCAUCAACGAAUCGGUGCUGGAGCACCGGUAUACAUGGCUGCAGUAAUCGAAUAUCUUACUGCUGAAAUCUUAGAAUUAGCUGGAAAUGCUGCAAGGGACAACAAAAAGGCACGAGUUACUCCACGACAUAUACUGUUAGCAGUUGCUAAUGAUGAAGAAUUGCAUUUGCUGCUGAAGAAUGUAACCAUUGCUUCUGGAGGUGUUUUGCCAAGAAUUCAACCUGAGCUUUUAGCCAAGAAAAAAGGCCGUUUUGCCACAAUGCCAUCUCCACGUUCAGGUCCUCCCUCACCCGUUGUAAUACCAGUAAAGAAACCAAAGCCUGUAUAUGCUCCACCCAAAAAGUCAGCAAGAAAAGCUAGUGUUGCUUGCCGCUUGCCUGCUGUCAGAAGUAAAGGAAAGGGGAAAGGAAAGUCUAAAGAUGUCCCCAACUCAUUAGGCCAAGGUGGUGCAGUCACUAUGCUGUCUGAGAAAAAACUUUUCCUUGGCCAGAAGCUGAUUGUCACACAAGGUGAUAUUACAAGUGUUACGUCUGAUGCUGUGCUUCAUCCUACAAACUCAACAUUACACAUGAACAGUGACAUUGGACAAGCCUUGGAAAAAGCUGGAGGUAAAGAAUUUCAGCAAGAAGUAAAAGAUGUCUUGUCUUCCAAUGGACCUCUUGAUGUUGGAUCUGCUGUGAUUAGUCCUGGACACAAUUUCCCUGCCAAAUAUGUCAUUCACUGCAAUAUACCCUCAUAUGGAUCAUCAAAUUCUUCUGAACAACUUGAGAAAGCUGUGAAAAAUAUAUUAGUGCUUGCUGAUGAAAAGAAUUUGAAAUCUCUGGCCAUUCCAUCAAUAAGUAGCGGAAGUUCAAGCUUUCCCAAACAACAAGCUGCCCAGAUAGUUCUGAAGUCAAUCUCGAACUACUUUGUCAACAUAAUGUCCAGCUCUCUCAAACAGAUAUUCUUUGUUCUCCAUGAUAUGGAAAGCAUUGGAAUUUAUACCAGUGAGCUUGCAAAACUUGAUUCUUAGCAAAUUCCUCUAAGGAAUAAAUACCAUUUUAAUCAUCUGGAUCUUAAAAGAGGAGUGUAAACCAGUGGACCAGAAUUCAUUUUGGUAUUUUGUCAUGUGACGUGCAUUUUUCUAGACUUGCAAUUUGUAUAUCUAGUAUUAUAGGAGUUGAGUCACUUUGCAUCACUUGACUAACUACAACAUUUCAUGAAAAUGUGCCCAUAUUUCUGUGAGUUUUUAGCUCUCAUGUUCAUUCUCUGCAUCUGGUUUUUAAUUUUGAAAAUGAAGGUUUCAGUUUUUGAUUCGAAAUGAUUUGAUUGGUUUGGGGUAGAUAUUUUUGCUAAAUUGUCUUCCAUUUGCAAAGCUUGAAAUUUUUUCUUUUGAUGUUUCCUAUGAUUUAUGUGUAUGUAUACACUCUUCAAAGGCUUUCAUUUUGAUUUAGUGGUUUAGAUUCUGCAAUUGAUGUGAUAGUUAAUGUUUUAGUCUAGAUUUUAAGUCAUUUUGAUUUAUCUGAUGAAAAAAGUUCAUCAUUAUCUGAAAUUGUUUCUUGGUUCACUUUUAAACUUUUAAUGUGAUUGCUGAAGAUAUUUACCUGUCAUCAAUUUUAUUUUUAUUUGCACUCUGUUUCUUUGAAGAGCUUAUAAAGCUACUAUAUGCUUAUGAUGUUUGACUUCUUUAAAUCUUUUAUGAUAAAUAUUGUUUAUAUGGCUAAGAAAAACGUUUCUUGUUGGUAGGUUUGCAAUUAUUUACAUGAUAUUCUCAUAAAGUAUUUCAUAAAAUGAAAACUAUCUAUUGGGCAGCUACUUUGUUCAAGUAUUAUCAGCAAAAGUUAUUUGUUCAAAUUAUCAAGUUAUCAAGAUUUUUUUUUUUUUUCAUAUGGUAUGUAAAUUAUGCAAGUGUUUAAUUUAAAGGCAUAAGUGCCACAUACACACAAAUUACUUCAUUAAUGUUGUAUUUUUUUGUUCUCGUCUAUUAACAGUCAUAAUUGUCGUGACAUUCUCAUUAGAAUUUUGUUUCCUAUAAAACAGUUGUACCUUUGCCUGUUUAAACAAUAGUUUUUUCAAAUUCAUUACGUCAUAAGAGUUUACUUUGUUUACUUUUUCUAUGUUUAAAAAAAAUCAAUUUUCUUUCUCUAAUUUUAUAUGAAAGAGUAUUAGAGAGCAUAGUUUUCCUUUGAAAUCUUAACUUUUGCUGAUUACUAUUGACUGUUUCUGUUAAACAGUGUGAUAACUAGUUUUAAAAGAGUUCUCAUUUUGGAGUUAAAAAAUAUUCAUGUGUUUAAUAAUUUCAUUCUCACUGUGCAAUAACAUAUUUAUAUAUUUAAGUUAUGAGUUUAUUAAUUGUUCUUUGUUUUCAAAAUCUAUUUUAAAUCGGAUUAUUCAAUAUGAAUCUUAGUUUCAUUCAGUCUGUCAGUUUUUUUUUUUAGAAAUUAUUUAAUGUCAUGUGUGUUUUUGGCUAAAAUUGUGUAAAACGUUUUCAAUGGCAAAGAAAUUUCAUUUUUCUAUCCCAAGACAUUAUUUUGAAUAAGGACCUUAUUUUCCGUCUUUUUUUUUUUUUUUUUUUAAUCUUUUGUUGAAAACGCUCGAAUUUGAUCAUAAUUGGCAGAAAUUCUGUUUGUUUUAAAAGCAAAAUCCUUUUAUAUCUAUCUUGCAAAUACGAAGUUUAAAAUGUUUUUUUAACAGUUAAUAUUAUUUUUAACAAUCUGCAUAUCUUAAAGCUCUUUUAUGCUCUAUAAUUAGUUCAUUUAAAAUAUUCUCAUUAAUUCAUCUUUACUAGUCUUUACCUCCCACCAUUAGCUAAUAUUGUUCUGUAAAUUAAAGUUAGACAUUUUGCUUCAAAAUAUAUUAGACUUUAAAAUUUUAGACUUUUUUUUUACCUUAUAUAUUUUUUACUUGCUACACAAAUGUUCAUUUCACUGCCCUUUUUCAAUUUUAAAAUGUUGAGUUUUUUUUUUUUUUUUUUUUUUUUUUUUUAAUUAUUUACUUUAUUGUUUAUAAAUAAAAGUGGGCAUUUUUAUUUUUUCAUUUAUUUAUUAUUUGUCUAUUUUAGUUGGUCUUUUCCUGCUUUGUUAUAGCACAUAUUGUUUGUAUUAACAUAAAAGUAGUCAUCAGUAACUAUUGUAGCAUAUUACUUGAUAUUCAAAAAUUUGAGACAACAUCACAUUCCUUGGUAUCUGUCCCUUAAAAUGUUUUAAAAUUUUAAUUUUGAGAUUUAUUUUUGUCAAGGUGAAAAAGAGGACUAAAGAACAUGUUUGUUGUUUUUCCUUUAAAAAAAAAAGUUGAUAUUGAAGUUAUAAUUACAUUGGCUCAGAAUCCUCAACAAUUGCUUUGAUUUAUAAUGAUUUCAUUUUUUUUCUGUUUAACUCUUAUUAUUAUUAUUUAUUCUUGCUACAUAUAAAAUUUUGAAGAAAUUAAAUAUGUUUUUAGUCAUUUUACACAAAAAAAAA
Molecule: messenger RNA, 3558 nt
Organism: Uloborus diversus
Lineage: Eukaryota; Metazoa; Arthropoda; Arachnida; Araneae; Uloboridae
Product: core histone macro-H2A.1-like
Exons: 9
Coding region: 9-1133 (374 amino acids)
Cellular component (GO): nucleosome
Molecular function (GO): structural constituent of chromatin; DNA binding; protein heterodimerization activity
Source: RefSeq, a predicted model, not a curated record